AUGUUAUACGAUCCUAAUGAUCCAACAGCUAUAAUGAGAAAUGCAGAAGAAAAAGCUCCUUCAUCUUCACUGGACGAUCCAUCACUCAAACUAAUACUACGAAGAUUUUUCCAGCAGCUCAGUGUUGAUCCUUUUCAAAGAUCUUUUUUUUCCAUAUCCGCAAGGCUUUCUUUAACUUCUUACAAUAUGGCAGCAAUAGCAGAUUACUUAGACAGUGAAAAGGAUAAUGUAGAGCUUCGAGACCGAGUACGAACUGCUCUUCAUGACAUCGUCGAAUUAGUAGAAACGGAAGAUACAUACCAAUCUAUGUGGAAUAACAUACUUCUGAUAGUCCAACCUUGGCUAGUUUUUGCGAAUGUCGUUAUUCUUUUGCCAGCACUUAUUUUAGUUUUGAGAACUUUGAGGCCGCGAUCUUAUUGGAUGUAUAUCAUCAUUUUCAUAACUGUUCAUUCGAUGUUCACGACUUAUAAUAGAUUAUAUGAGGAGAAACUUGCCGAACGCAUUGCUGCUAGAGAAAGCAUGGAAAAUGCUUGUGCUCCAACUAGUUUGUUCGAACAAGCAUUUGACGUUGUCUCUGGAAUGGUUUCUUUCAAGAAGAAGUCAAAAUGUGUUGCAUUUAUCGAAACUCAAACCGUAUCAAUAGUCAAUGAAAUCAGCCUUUUUUCUGUUCUUACUGACGUCAUCUCGCAUGGCGUUUUUGGUUUUCUUUCUAACUGUGGAAUUCAUAUCAAUAAGUUUGUCAAAGACGUAUUCACAGAUAUGCCUAUGCAAGGCGUACUCAUUAUUGGAAUAGCUUCCGUCUUCUUGUUCGUAGGAACCCUAUUACUGUUUGUUCAAGUGAAAAUCCCGUUCUUUUUCUCAACCGAGCCUAUUCUUCUUCCCUUACUCCAAGCUUAUAUGGUCAGCACACCUGUCAGAUCUGAUGAAAUUCCUGCAAUUUCCUCUUCCGGGGAAAAGGAGCUUUGUAUUCAGGCUUCAAGUGCAUCGGAGAAGAAAAUUCAACAGCCAACUGAGAAAACUCAUAGUCAACCUAAAGCUCUGACGAACGUCACUGAUCGUUCGCCACAAAGGAAGCAGAAUAUCAGGAAACGUGUGAAACAAAGGUAUGCUGAGGAAAAUUCAUCUUCAGCUGAUGACGAAUUGGAGCGAGACUCAUCUCAAGAUACCAAACGAUCACUUAGGGCAUUAUCACCUUCUUAA
Auanema sp. JU1783 is the source of this 1200-nucleotide messenger RNA. The record is from the annotation of a GenBank genome assembly. Lineage: Eukaryota; Metazoa; Nematoda; Chromadorea; Rhabditida; Rhabditidae.